CCAUUUCAUAACAAAAAAAACCCUAGUUUCACUAUAUUUUAGUCUCUGUUAGAAGGUUUAGCGGCUCGCCCUCUCUCAAUAUAACCUACAGAGAUCUCAAAGAAACAAAGAAACACGAAUCAGAAGAGAGACCGAAAUGGGGAGUGAGGAAGUCAAAAUGGUGCCAGAAUCCGUUUUAAAGAAAACAAAGAGAAAUGAGGAGUGGGCAUUGGCUAAGAAGCAAGAAUUAGAAGCCUCAAAAAAGAAAGCUAAGGAAAGCCGGAAGUUGAUUUUUAACAGAGCUAAGCUAUAUGCCAAGGAGUAUGAUCAGCAGCAAAAGGAGCUGAUUCAGCUUAAGCGUGAGGCUAAGUUGAAAGGAGGGUUUUAUGUUAACCCUGAAGCUAAGCUUUUGUUUAUCAUCCGGAUUCGUGGUAUUAAUGCUAUUGACCCAAAGACCAGGAAGAUUUUGCAGCUGUUGCGUUUGAGACAGAUAUUCAAUGGCGUUUUCCUAAAAGUUAACAAGGCAACUGUGAACAUGCUGCAUAGAGUUGAGCCCUAUGUGACAUAUGGAUACCCUAAUUUGAAGAGUGUCAAAGAAUUGAUUUACAAGAGGGGCUAUGGAAAAGUGAACCAGCAGAGAAUUGCAUUGACUGACAAUUCAAUUGUUGAGCAGGUUCUGGGCAAACAUGGAAUCAUCUGCAUGGAGGAUCUUAUCCAUGAAAUUCUGACUGUUGGACCCCACUUCAAGGAGGCAAACAACUUCCUAUGGCCAUUCCAGCUCAAGGCUCCUUUGGAAGGUUUGAAGAAGAAGAGAAAUCACUAUGUAGAAGGCGGUGAUGCUGGAAACCGAGAAGAUUAUAUCAAUGAGCUAAUCAGGAGGAUGAACUAGGCUGUCUGGUAUAUUAUUCUAUUGGAGUUUUGGGACUUUUUCUUGUAUGAUCCCUUCAGUGACGAAGACUGGUAAUUUUUUGCAGCUUGAAAUUAGUGGUUUUUGUUUUGUGAACUUUGGCAUUCAUACUGUAGCAUUGAAGUAAUUGCAAUUUUCUUGUGGGAGACUGAUUGCAGA
This is a messenger RNA of Ricinus communis (castor bean), 1045 nucleotides long. RefSeq names its product 60S ribosomal protein L7-4. Gene Ontology annotation, biological process: maturation of LSU-rRNA from tricistronic rRNA transcript (SSU-rRNA, 5.8S rRNA, LSU-rRNA). Gene Ontology annotation, molecular function: structural constituent of ribosome; RNA binding. Lineage: Eukaryota; Viridiplantae; Streptophyta; Magnoliopsida; Malpighiales; Euphorbiaceae. The coding region runs from base 137 to 868 and encodes 243 amino acids. Gene Ontology annotation, cellular component: cytosolic large ribosomal subunit. The record is from RefSeq and is a predicted model, not a curated record. The transcript has 6 exons.